Andrographis paniculata is the source of this 2191-nucleotide messenger RNA. RefSeq names its product auxilin-related protein 2. Gene Ontology annotation, biological process: clathrin-dependent endocytosis; clathrin coat disassembly. Lineage: Eukaryota; Viridiplantae; Streptophyta; Magnoliopsida; Lamiales; Acanthaceae. Gene Ontology annotation, molecular function: clathrin binding. The record is from RefSeq and is a predicted model, not a curated record. Bases 323 to 1903 code for a protein of 526 amino acids. Gene Ontology annotation, cellular component: vesicle; intracellular membrane-bounded organelle; cytoplasm. The transcript is spliced from 8 exons.
UCGACGGUGUGGAUCUCUUGGGGAAUUUCUCUUAUUGUAAGCUAUCUAUACCAGCCAGAAUCUUGGCCGCAACAAUUAUCUUCUGCCUGCCUGCCUGCGAGACAAUUUAGGUUUCCCCUUCAAAAAUCUUUUAAACAAUUUACGCUGCCCUUCAAUCUAUUAGUUCGUAAUCAUCAAUAAAUCGAUCCUCUAAUACAUCCUGACUCAGCAUCAUAUAUUGGUUGUUCUCCAUGCGUUUAGCCUCCUUUCCUUUCUGAAUUUUUAAUCGUCGCGUCAAAGAUUGUUUCUUUUUCGACCGAAUUGCGAUUUACUUUCGAGGAUCAUGGACGAAUUUGGAGUUCUCGUUGAGAGCAUUGGAUUACGAUCCCAGGGAAAAUCUACCCCCUUGGCUGAAUUGAAGCCCAAACCUAAAUCCCAAUUCGCGGCACAUGGCAGCGCUAAUACGCCAGCGUUUGAUAAUUCGUAUUCCUUGCCCGUCGAUGAGCUUGACGGAAUUUUUCGAUCCAAUUCUAACCCUCGUAGAACUCAGCAACCGCAAGAUUUCUUAGGCGGCGGCGACGAUUUUUUUGGUGGCCCCGUUUCGAGUUUCCACCAAUCCGGGGAGGUUGAUUUGGAAUCAGUGUUUAGUAGCUCGAGUAAUAGGAAGAGCAGUGGUAACAAUUCAAAUUCAAGGAAUACGGUGGGUUUCAACGAUGUUGAUGAUUUGCUAGGGUCACAGGCCGGGCCGAGAGAUCAUGUUGAUGAGUUGCUGAGAUCAAAUGCAAAACAGGGAGAUCAUUUUGAUGGUUUGCUGGGAUCAAAUGCCAACCAGGGAGAUCAUGUUGAUGAUUUGUUUGGUACUUUUAGGUCGAAUUCUUACAGGAAAGGAGAGGGAAGGGGAACUGGAUUGGAUGAUUUGAUUCCUGGAUUUGGAGGAGACGAUCCUGCUAAGACUAAAGGAAACUCUGAGACAAAUGGCCGUCCAGCUAACUCAAGCUCCACUUUUGUUGACGAUCCUUUCCUAGUCUUCGAAUCAUCUGUAUCACAGCCAGAUACCUCCUGGCCAUAUGGUGCGCCUUCUGACCGUGGUAAAGGAAAAGUUAGCUCUCAAUCUUCAUUCGAUGAAUUUGAUGAGUUCAUCAUGGCUGGUGGGGCAAGUGGUUCAACAAUGGAUGGUGGGAAGGCAUCCUCUAACAGGCCAAGUUCAGGCACAGACUCAAAUGCUUUUGGGAGUACCAAUUAUGUGGAUGACAUCUUUGGUGGUGGUAAUGGUGUGCAGCAAAACAAUGCAGCAAGACCAAGUCCUGUGGUUCAGGAUUCACUCUUUGGUGAUUUUAUGCAUGAAGAGAAGGGUACUGAGGUGAACCAGAGGUCAUCAUCCUCAUUCAACACGAAGAAAGCCACCUCGGGUGCUACAAAUGUGGGCAUUGAUUUUACUUCACUCUUUGGAGAUGUUACCACUUCGUCUGGACAAUUUCAGGAGAUUGAAGGGGAGCCUGAAGAGAGAAGAAGAGCUAGGUUAAAUCGUCAUAUUAGAACAAAUGCACGCAUGGCAGAAGCACUUGCUGAAAAGAAUCAACGGGAUCUCCAGAGCCAACAUGAACAAGAACAAAAGCGCAGGCUUGCUCAAACUUUGCAUAAUGAUAUACAGCGUUGGGCCACAGGAAAAGAAGGCAACUUACGUGCCUUGUUGUCAUCGUUGCAAGAGGUUCUGUGGCCUGAAUGCGGGUGGCGACCAGUUUCAUUGACGGACAUGAUCACUUCAGAUUCAGUCAAGAAGGUUUACAAGAAGGCAACCUUAUGCGUCCAUCCUGACAAAGUCCAACAAAAAGGAGCUACUAUCGAGCAAAAAUAUAUUGCAGAGAAAGUUUUUGAUAUCCUUAAGGAAGCUUGGAACAAAUUUAGUAAGGAGGAACUGCGAUGAUAACUCUCAAGAUGGAAGGCAUCAGUGUGAAGGUAAUGAUAUCCUCUGUAAAGACGAGCGGUGUUCUCCACGAUGUGUAUGUUGGUUCUAUACCUGUCAUCAUGUAAUAAAUCCUAUAUGGUAAACUACUACUAUCCUUUCGCAGUCUUGUGGCAUUGUUCAAACUUGAAUUUAUAUGAUCUCUUUAGAGAAGAAUAUGUAGAACAGAGGUUUCUAUAUCCAAAAGAAACGAUUUGCUCUUCUAAUAAAUUGGAUCCUAAUUGCUCUGUUGAAAAAUCAGUCUUACAA